Molecule: messenger RNA, 381 nt
Organism: Parnassius mnemosyne (clouded apollo)
Lineage: Eukaryota; Metazoa; Arthropoda; Insecta; Lepidoptera; Papilionidae
Source: the annotation of a GenBank genome assembly
AUGUUCAAUAAUAGGCACUGGGAAUUCCAACAAGAUUCGGCGCCAGCUCAUAGAGCGAAGGGCACACAAGACUGGCUGGCGGCGCGUGAUUUCGACUUCAUCCGGCACGAAGACUGGCCCUCCUCCAGUCCAGAUUUGAAUCCGUUAGAUUACAAGAUAUGGCAACACUUGGAGGAAAAGGCGUGCUCAAAGCCUCAUCCCAAUUUGGAGUCACUCAAGACAUCCUUGAUUAAGGCAGCCGCCGAUAUUGACAUGGACCUCGUUCGUGCUGCGAUAGACGACUGGCCGCGCAGAUUGAGAACCGUAGCGGACAGAUAUACAUCGCCGCUGUGGAAAUGUCUUGUGCAGAGACUGAUUACUGGGCCCUAUCCACCCCCAUGA